Messenger RNA from Corticium candelabrum, 1112 nucleotides. RefSeq names its product protein ILRUN-like. Gene Ontology annotation, biological process: macroautophagy. The transcript is spliced from 5 exons. The record is from RefSeq and is a predicted model, not a curated record. Bases 59 to 961 code for a protein of 300 amino acids. Gene Ontology annotation, cellular component: phagophore assembly site. Lineage: Eukaryota; Metazoa; Porifera; Homoscleromorpha; Homosclerophorida; Plakinidae. Gene Ontology annotation, molecular function: ubiquitin binding.
UAAAUAGAUAAAUAUUUGUCUGCCUUGUGUGUCCAGACCGAUUGUUAGCGCAUGCAUUAUGUCUGCGCACGCGUACUACGACAUGGAUGACAUGGAAGUCGGCAGCGAUCUUCUCUUGAGGUUCAAAUCGAUGGGAACGGACGACCACGAGACGCUAGUCUCACAGUUUCGUCAGCUCGUCGGAUCGGAAGUGACCAUUCAGGCAGCUGUCUUCUUCCUUGAAAUGAACAACUGGAAUCUGCAAAAUGCUGUUGGUUCGUAUUACGAUUUGAAUUUGUCGUGUCGGCGUAUCCCAUCUAUGGCGUUGGUAGAGGAUGUGACUAUAGGAGAGGGAGAGUCGGUGCCUCCGUCUACCGAAUUCAUGAAAACGUGGAGAAUUAAGAACAGCGGGUGUGAGCAGUGGCCCGACGGCUCGAAGUUACGGUUUGUUGCAGGCGAUCAGCUGGGAGCCGUCGACGAAGUCACUGUGCCGUCACUUCAACCAAACGAGACGAUCGACAUCAGUGUGAUAAUGGUGUCUCCUAGUGAAUCUCGUAUGUACCAUGGACAAUGGCAGAUGUGCACCAACACGGGAGAGAAAUUUGGAGAAGUGAUCUGGGUGAUCAUCUGUGUUGAGGUGGGCGGAGCCUUGGCCGUUACUCAACAUCUCUCUGCGAUCAGUACGGGCUCUACGACAUUCCAGGGUCCAUCAUCGGUACGAAAUCCAUUCGCCAUGAAGAACCACGAAGCCAAUCUACCGUAUCGACCGUCUCUGUGUACAAACGAGGAUAGUACAGGAUUGGUCGUUGAGAGACUAGCAAAUGGUAUGGCGAUUUCAACGAUGGAUGAAUUAGUGUGCACAAAUGGGCUUGCUGACACCGAAUCAGAAGAGAAUGUGAAUAGUCGACAACAAGAGGAAGAAUCUCGGACUUCAUGUUCGACACUGUUUGGGUCUGGUGGUGGUGGUGGUGGUAUACGAUAAAUAGUUUGUGUUAUUGUGUGCUUUACAUAUUGGACGUUGAUUUAAGAUCUACUCGAAUUUAUAUUGAAAUCGUAUUGUUAUUAUUGGAACGUCGUGACUGUUUUGUAUUGGUAGAUUUCAAUUGGUAUUACAAUACAACCGCAUGCCUGUA